Molecule: messenger RNA, 1821 nt
Organism: Lactuca sativa (garden lettuce)
Lineage: Eukaryota; Viridiplantae; Streptophyta; Magnoliopsida; Asterales; Asteraceae
Product: putative protein FAR1-RELATED SEQUENCE 10
Molecular function (GO): zinc ion binding
Source: RefSeq, a predicted model, not a curated record
GGUAGAUAUUUCGAAGAUGAAGGUAUUUAGGGCUAAAACAGAAGCAUUGAAUCAAGUAAGGGGCGAUUAUGCAGGGCAAUAUAUUACACUACGAGACUAUGUUCAAGAACUUCGCACUCGAAACCCAGGGACAACAGUUAAGAUAGAGGUCGAAAGUGAGCCAAACCCAUCUCCUGAGACUAGAACUUUCAAACGGAUCUACAUCUGUCUAGGGCCAUUAAAGAAAGGUUUUCUAGCUGGUAAAAGAGAUUAUCUUGGUUUGGAUGGGACUUUUAUGAAAGGGCCUUAUCUUGGAAUGAUACUCACAGCAGUGGGUCUUGAUGGAAAUAACUGUACAUAUCCUUUGGCAUAUGCUGUCGUGGAGGCUGAGAAUAUAAACUCAUGGACUUGGUUCUUAAGGUGCUUGGGUGAUGACAUUGAUUUGCAAGCUAGUUCCAACUUUACCUUUAUAUCUGACAGACAGAAGGGCUUGUUGCAAGCAAUUGGUACAUUGUAUCCAUGUGCAGAACACAGGUUUUGUCUGCGACACAUUCAUGAAAACAUGAAGAAAAUGUGGAGGGGAAAGGUGUUCCAAGACAUGUUGUGGAACUGUGCAAGUACAACAACAAUACAAGAAUUCAACCAUGCUAUGGAAGAGUUAAGAAAGCUAAACAAUGACUGCUACGAAUGGGUCAAAGCUAUUCCACCUCAACAUUGGUCUAGGGCACACUUCACAGGGAGGGCUCAUUGUGAUGGGCUUCUGAAUAACUUGUGUGAGACCAUAAAUAAUCAAAUUAAGAAAGCACGCGACCAACCAAUUAUCACAUGCCUUGAGUACAUUAGAGAGUACCUUAUGUUAAGGAUUGUUAGUGUCCAAAAGGUAAUUGAUAAGGCUGUUGGACCAUUAACUCCAACUGCAACAAGUAUGCUUGAAAAAAACAAAUCUGAUGCAACUCAAUGUGUGGGUAAGUUCUGUGGGAAUGGAAAAUAUCAGGUGAGUGGUCCAUGGAUGGACCAAUGUGUGGUAGACAUGGCUCAGCACACAUGUUCUUGUAGAAAAUGGGAACUCACUGGUAUACCCUGUAAACAUGCCCUUGUUGCUAUAUGGGACAUGCAAAAAAAUAAGCAAAAUGUUGGCGUACCUGAAGAAUGGGUUCAUGCUACUUACUGGUUAAAAACUUGGAAGGAAAUGUAUUCUUUCAAGAUUGAACCAAUUAAUGGAAGAAGAAUGUGGGAAAAGUUUCCAUGUCCAACCACUUUUCUUCCUCCUAAUCAUCAUGUCCCCAUUGGAAGACCAAGGAAGAAAAGAAAGAAAUCAGCUGUUGAAUUAGAAGAUAUGGUGAAGGGUGGUAGGGCAUCAAGGAAGGACAAGAGUGUGACAUGUUCAAAAUGCAAAAAGCUUGGUCAUAAUAAAAGAAACUUUAAAGGUCAAAGUGCAUGUGAUACUAGUUCAAGCAAGAAAGGGAAAGAUGGGAAUAAAGCUAAAAGUGUAGGUGAUGGUAGUUCAAUCAAGAAAGGGAAGGAUGGGAAGAAAGGUCAAAGUGCAGGUGAUGGUAGUUCAAGCAAGAAAGGGAAUGUUGGGAAGAAAGCUCAAAGUGUAGGUGGUGGUAGGCAAAGUGGAACUCAAAGUGCAUGUGAUGGAAUUUCAAGCAGGACAAGGAAGGCUGGGAAGAAAGGGAAGAGUAUUGCUUAAGUUAUGAUUGUGUUUUUAUAUGUUGUGUUUGUGUUAUGAACCAAUUAUGGUGUUAUGAUCUUUUGUGUUUGUUAUAUUUGUCAUUAUGUUUUGUGUCUGUGUUAUGAACAAUUAUGGUAUGACUUUUGGGACCUGUUGUCUAUAUAUGG